AGAAGGUGGUUUGAGAACACUUUCUGCUAAAGCUCUUCAGAGCUCCUUUGCUCCAUGGAGUUCUUAUACAGAUUUAUACUGAAGAAAUGAGAUUGGAUGAAGGUUUCAAACUGUUCUAUAAUGUUCUAUACGUCGUGGAAUGGAAUCUGCAUUGUUCUGUGCCUGCUGCUUUCUCUUAAACCUGCAAACCUUGUGAAUGGAUUCUAGGAUGUCUCCAGCUCCCAGUGUAGACUCUCUGAAGCAGAGGGAAAAUGCAUCACUAUUUCCUAUUACCCGGAUACCAAGACCCCAAAUUCUUCUUCCAAGACAUUUGUUUCCUCUGUCAAACAGCCUGCAGACUUGCCAUUACAACAUGUACCAGCUCCAGACCAGCUCCCGCAAAAAUUCUGACCCUCUUUCUAUGAACGACUUCUGGUUAGAGGUGGAAAAUAUCAAACAGAUGCAAGGCUCUGAUGGGGAGGAAAGCAGUUCAUCGGAACCCAGCACCCCAGAAGAAGGAGAAGCAGAAGCUGAUUGGCUGCAAGACACCGGCCUCUCCCCCCUUAUUGGAGACCACAAUCCUACAGAAGACAAUGUCUUGAUCUUAUCAACCCUUACACGAACGCAGACCUUAGCUGUGCAGCGCCGCCUUGACAGCUAUAGUCAAUCCCUUCGGAAACGUUCCAAACAACCAGCACGUGACGUCAGAGAGGUGUUCAACAGAGCAAGCAAAACUGACAUUGUUGUGGAGCAGAAUGGGAUGCACGCAAGGAAUGGAAUAACAGACACAAAUGGCUUCACAGAGAAUUCAACAAAAUCUCCUUCCAGCCUACACAGGCCGUCUGGAGGAUCCAACAUCUACAACAUGGAUGUGGCGUAUUCAGAACAAGCCGUAUUCGGUCACAAUGAGAAUUGCAAAACAGCAUGGCAGCCAGAGUCUUUGCCUCAUUUUCAGAUACAGAAGGGAAGGCUUGGUGUCACCCGGGUUUCCGACUUGUCUUCUUCCGACAUGAAGCAGGUGCCUGCCUUUGCUCUCAUUGAACUGACUGCGCUUUACGACGUUUUAGAAUUGGAUCUAAAGAGGAAUAAACCAGCCAAGCGUAGACCUGCAGAAAGUCGAUUAUUUGGAGUAUCUCUCGCCGCUCUUCUGGAACAAGAUCGAAAGCUGAUUACUAACACGCAGGUCCCUCUCCUCCUGCAGGCGAUUCUGAACUGUCUAGAAAAGAACGGUCUGGAGCUUCAGGGUAUUUUAAGGGUCUGCGGCUCACAGGCACGCAUGAAGUCCCUUCAGCAGCGUCUGGAGAAGAAUUUCUAUGCUGGCCUCUUCUCCUGGGAUGAAGUGAACCCACAUGAUGCUGCUGGGCUCCUGAAGCUCUUCCUCCGAGAGCUGCCUGCCCCAUUGCUUACUGCAGAAUAUCUACCUGCCUUUGCUGCUGUCCAGAAAAUCACUGAUUUAAAACAAAGACUCCAAGCUCUGAACCUACUUAUCUUGGUCCUUCCAGAAGCAAAUCGCAGCACCUUAAAGGCAUUACUGGAGUUUCUCCGUAAAGUGGCUUCUCAUGAAAAAGGUAACCUCAUGUCUCUGUGGAACAUUGCCACCAUUAUGGCACCUAAUCUUUUUUUGUAUCGUGGGAGUGGUGGCAAGAGCCAAGAAGGUGGAGAGAAGCAGCAGGCAGAGGGGGUGGCAGCCCUGGUCAUGGCCAUGGUGCAUUACCAAGAUCUUUUAUGGAAGGUUCCUACCUUCCUGCUAUCCCAAGUCCGCAAGUUGAAUGAGAGCAGCAGUAAGAGAUUCAAUGAACGACGGCUACUCAAUUUCCUUCGCAAAAUGAACAUUGACAAGGAAAGGCCAGAGAAGAAUCACACAGAGCCCUGUAAGCAAGUAAAGAUACGAGCGUCUAUAUUUGUGAAGGACUCCUUGGCUAUUCAGCUGAAUGAGGCCACACAAGCAGCAGAUGUCUUAAAGAAAUUCCAGGAGCACGUGAAUAAUCGUAGCUGGCAAAUGGUCAGCACCAUGGGCCUUAUCAAAUGUAAUAGUUCCUUUGCGUUAUCCAAUCUGGAACUUUAUGAAGUUGGAGGAAAUAUUGGUGAACAUUGCCUGGAUCCGGAUACCUAUUUAUUGGACUUGUAUAAUGCCAAUCCGAAUGGAGAAUGGGUGAUUAAACCAAGUCCUCCUUCGACGCCUACUUCAUAGAGGCCGGUUAUUGCUUUGUAAAUGAUAACGGCACGGCAGAGCCCUGAUGAUUUGGAGGCCCCUCUUGAUGAGGCAUGCAGUCUAAACUAGCUGAGUCCAAUCCUGCGAUGGCUGAGUAUACAAGAUGCCCUCUGCAAGUCAAUGUAGUCUUCCUAGGAAGACAAUGACCCUAGUGUGUGAUCGCCGGGACCAUAUACGCCUUUUAUACCAUGGACAUCGAAAUUGAUGGAUACUUUCUUCAUUGCCACACGUCAGACGUUUAGGUGGAAGUAUUCAUUAUUAAAUCUAAAAUGUGAGUGGUUUAUUGGGAUCGAGGGAGUGAUACAUUUGCGUGUUCUCACCACCAGAGGGCACAGUCCUCCCUUUUGUAUUGUCUCUUUGAUGUCAAUGAUGUCUGUUAGUUCUAGUUGUCCAUACUGAGCUAGUCUUUAUUAUUUUAUUUUCAUUUUUUACGUCCGGAUUUUGUUACAUCUGUAUUUAAUGUACAAUAAUUAAAACAUAAAGUUAAUAAUGAACAUUUAUAUAUAAAAAAAGGUUACCGUUGUUUUAUUUUGUUCAUGUGUGUUUCUAGUGUUUUUUUAUUAUUUUGUAUGUUCCCCCUUUUCUGUGACAAACACUGUCAUUGAGGAGAGGCGAAGAGUUCUAGUUCAUUAGGACAGGCAGCUGUAUGCGACUCUGCAAAAUGACUGUAAUUAUGGAAUCGGCUAGAGCCUGUACUGCUGGGAGACAAAGCCAUUUAAUGGGGUGUAUUA
Bufo gargarizans (Asiatic toad) is the source of this 2922-nucleotide messenger RNA. RefSeq names its product Rho GTPase activating protein 40 (gene ARHGAP40). Gene Ontology annotation, biological process: signal transduction; regulation of small GTPase mediated signal transduction; regulation of actin filament polymerization. The transcript has 15 exons. Gene Ontology annotation, cellular component: cytoplasm. Gene Ontology annotation, molecular function: GTPase activator activity. Lineage: Eukaryota; Metazoa; Chordata; Amphibia; Anura; Bufonidae. The record is from RefSeq and is a predicted model, not a curated record. The coding region runs from base 197 to 2170 and encodes 657 amino acids.